Pipistrellus kuhlii (Kuhl's pipistrelle) is the source of this 1255-nucleotide messenger RNA. Its product is annotated as transmembrane epididymal protein 1. The coding region runs from base 348 to 1253 and encodes 301 amino acids. The record is from RefSeq and is a predicted model, not a curated record. The transcript has a single exon. Lineage: Eukaryota; Metazoa; Chordata; Mammalia; Chiroptera; Vespertilionidae.
GCUGCGACCAGAAACAUCUCAAAGGCCCAAACUCAGAGCUCACGAGAACACACCUUCUCACAGGUGCAUACCAGGAAAUAAUCAUCUCCCUUCUUUGGCAAAAGUCAGUUAGUUCCCAGUGUACUAGAAUGGAAUGGAACAAUGAGACCCACCUCAACAACAGUGUAGGCUUCUGUCCAGAACCUUCCAUUCUGUCUGGGAAGAGUGGGCAGAGGGAGGUAAUAAAAGUAGGUAGAAGUUAGCUCUUUAUAGACAGCCCAACACUUGAAGGGGUCUUCAAAAGAGAGGAGGGCAGCGAGGUUCUGAGUUCUGCUCUUCACGCCUGAAUCAGAAAGAGCUGUAAUCUCAUGGGAAAGUUCAAUGGUCAUGUGUACCCAGGGCUGUAUCUGUUCUCAUAUGGGCUGUAUCAGGCAGCAGUGGUCUUUAAGACCUCCAUAGCCAAUGACUCUCUUCUGUAUCCUUCACGCCCUCCAAGAAAUAAGAGAAUAUGGGCCAGGCUAUGGGAAAUAUCCUACCAAGGUUUGUUGAAAAUAGUGACUGGCUCUAUCUUUAUAAUUUACGUCAUCUUCUGUCUUGAAGAUGGGCUGGUGCUGAUGAGCAGGGAAGUGCCACCGAGAUUUUUGUUCCCCAAAGAGUGGCAGCACCUCACCAUGUUCAUCCUCCUCACCCUCAAUGGCUGUGUAGAUGUCACGAGCAAGAACCUGCUGCCUCAGAGGUGUGUGCUCCUGGAAAAAGGUGCCCUGGUCCUGGUCUUCUGCGUGCUCCUGAUACUGCUGGUGUCGCACGUUCAGGAUUCCACAGGGGUGGAACUGCAGGUUCAUUCCCUGCUCAUCUUGGUGGUGUUCCUGCUGAUGCUGGUGUUGAUUGCUGAGCUGUGGGCUCCCAACGCGCUUUACCUCUCCAUGACUGAGACCUUCCUGUUUCUGAUGAUGGGCUCCUGGCUGAUGCAGGCUGGUUUUAUUCUGUACAGACCCAUCAGCGGCUAUCCGUGGCAGGAUGAUGACAUCAGUGACAUCAUGUUUGUCACCACCUUCUUCUGCUGGCAUGUGAUGGUCAAUGCUCUGUGCCUGCUGGGAAUCUACGGCAUCUCUUCCUUUUGGCAUCAUUGUUACAGACCCAGGUCGAAGCUGAUGGGAUCUCAAGAAGCUCCAUAUGAUACACACACUGAAGGACCCAUCUACCAGUUGCUGCCAGAAGUGGAGCUGUCAGAGAAAGAUGACCAGGCUCUUCUCCUCCCAGAGAGCUCACCCUGAGA